UUAACACUAACCAUCUCAAAAAUCAAUAAAAUUAAGCUUAUUCGCGUUUUUGCAUGAAAUGAAAGAAUCUGUCAGAAAAAGGUGUCGCUCCACCCCGCGAACCGAGAUAUUAAGCGUUAAAGUUGACAACUAUUGAGUACACGCCAUUUACUUGAUAUUCACACAACGUGAUCGGCACUGAUACUCGAAUAAAUUCCUCGUGGCAAUCAUCUCACAGCAGAAGAAUACGAGAGUACUUACUGAAUGAUGACAGCGUUAUUCCGCAUGAAUUGCAUACAGAAUUUGCGUCGGAGCUUAGCUCUAAUGUCGUCCAAGGAGACAACGAUAUAUCGUAGGAUAGCGACAACACCGAGCCGUCAUGAUGAAAUCAAGGAAGAAACAAAGCCUGUCAAGAGAAAGUGGGUGAGUUAUGGCUUCAGUCAUGAGAACGAAUUGGAAGAUCGUCAUGCUCUGCACCAGACCAUGUUUGUCUGUGUAACCAUAGUCUUUGUGAUUGGAUGUACCGUCAUGGCCUAUUUACCUGAUGUCAGAGGCAAGGAUUGGGCACAACGAGAAGCUUACCUGCGACUCCGUUAUAGAGAAGAACAUGGACUUCCUCCUAUUAGUCCCAAUUAUAUUGAUCCGUCGAAGAUAAUACUGCCAACUGACGAAGAACUAGGUGAUACAGAGAUUAUCAUUUAAAAAGUAUGUCUGGAUAACACAGAGAACAAUUAAACUUUGAGUGUUGUUACUGCCUAUCUAUAGCCAUCUAGUACUUGUUAUAUUAAUUUAAGGUAACAUGUAAUAAACACUGCUUUUGUGCAGAUUGAAAUUCUUUAUCAAUUUGGAAAAAGACAACUCACAGUUUUGCAGUCCUCAAAAGAAAAUGGUCUGGAUACAGAAGUGUAUAUAUUCAUUAACAUGUGUACUACUUGUAAUUAAAAUUAU
Molecule: messenger RNA, 927 nt
Organism: Trachymyrmex cornetzi
Lineage: Eukaryota; Metazoa; Arthropoda; Insecta; Hymenoptera; Formicidae
Gene: NP15.6
Product: NADH dehydrogenase [ubiquinone] 1 beta subcomplex subunit NP15.6
Exons: 2
Coding region: 244-681 (145 amino acids)
Cellular component (GO): respiratory chain complex I
Source: RefSeq, a predicted model, not a curated record